Aspergillus tanneri is the source of this 504-nucleotide messenger RNA. RefSeq lists its product as uncharacterized. The transcript is spliced from 2 exons. The coding region runs from base 1 to 504 and encodes 167 amino acids. The record is from RefSeq and is a predicted model, not a curated record. Lineage: Eukaryota; Fungi; Ascomycota; Eurotiomycetes; Eurotiales; Aspergillaceae.
AUGUCAUCUGAGGGAUCAGAAAAAACGUUAAAGCUUGUUCACAUUGAAAAGCCCCCAACCUCGAUCGAUAGCCUCCUUACGGAUGCAGAGGCCGACGUUAGCCAACGAGCAAAGACACUUAGAACAUGCCCUCCUCUUUCGAAAAUUUUGCCGCCGGACAAGAGUGUUGUGAAGCUUAUGGAUUCAUAUUUUGCGAAUUACUCAUUAGUUUUAUCAGAAGCAUCUGCAAGGGCUGGAACAGAACUUAAGGUGAUUUGGGACACUGCAAUCCUUGAGGCUGGAUUUGUGAAUCUUCCUAAUAUCUUCACCUUUGUAAUUGUCCGGUUCUUUGAGAUGGGCAAAAUCAAGGUUGAGGCCGAGCAUCACAAUGGCUCACAACUGGUUGACUGGGCAGAUGGUCCGAUUGCCAUCAUUAAGAACGCUCGUAGGAUCAGAAUAACAGGAACAGGAAAACUAAUAGGCAGCUUUGUUAGCUAUGAGAUGCCAUCACCACCGGCCCCUUGA